UGGAGGAAAGUAGAUCUUUAGGCGAACGGCCUCGUGAGUUAAAUUCCCCAAACAAGCGAGUUAUCAGCAAUUAUAUAGGUUUAAAAAACACUAAACGUUAUAUACGACGGAAACAUCGCCGUUCACGUGUUUAAAGUGAAUUGUUUUACGCUAUAUUGACGUUACUGCAGGUAACUAGUUCUGUUCGCGGAGGUACAUUGCGCGGUCGCGAUUCGUUGUUUCCAAAUGUGGCAAGCGCGGCGUAAGUUCAGUUGAGGUUUGAUUGAUGGACUGUAGGCGGAAACUCUACGUUGUAAACUUUGUACGAUGAAGGGCUAGUUUUGUUUUUGUAUUUCACGAGCCGCUUAAAUCGUGACUUUCACACGGGAAUACACCCGUCCUUGAUGUAGGGAUCCCGCGCGUUUGGUCCGAGUUGUCUUGUUGAGUUGAGCUAAUGUUUGUUAGCCUAGCAUAUGUGAGGUAACACAAGUUCGGUCUCAAGUGACGCGAUCUGCUGGAUCUGAUCUGGGAUCACGACACCUAACGUUACCACAGGCUGCAGCAGUGCUGGGAGCAGGUCCGCGAUGUUAGGGGGAAACGGGACGGCCAGAGGGGCUGGGCGCUCCGGUAACGGCGCGGGAUUGACCCCUCUACAGGUGGGCAGCACAUCUGGGGCUCUGGGGGCGGUAAACUCUGCCAUAAACCUGCCCGACGGAGGCAGAUACGACGACAGGCCGUCGGUGGAGGCUGUGCUGAGCGGCUCCGACGGAGACUCGGACUCCGGGGACGAUGAGGAGAGUCCCGCGGUGGACAGGAGAGGGGUAAAGCGGGAGAGGAGUGAGAUGGAGGUCGGUGGAUCCUCGGGAAUCAACGCGGGACUGUCGGCGGGAUACGGGGGAGCUACCUCCGGGGUGGCUGGGGCGAAACCCGGCAAGAAAACACGAGGACGGGUGAAAAUUAAGAUGGAGUUUAUUGACAACAAGCUGAGGAGAUACACGACCUUCAGCAAGAGGAAGACUGGCAUUAUGAAGAAGGCUUAUGAACUAUCCACCUUAACGGGGACGCAAGUUUUGCUCCUGGUUGCCAGCGAGACGGGCCACGUCUACACGUUUGCCACACGGAAACUUCAGCCCAUGAUCACCAGUGAAACGGGUAAAGCCCUGAUCCAGACCUGCCUGAAUUCCCCUGAUUCUCCACCGCGUACGGACCCUUCAACAGACCAGCGGAUGAGUGCCACCGGAUUCGAGGAGACGGACCUCACCUACCAGGUCUCAGAGGCUGAUGGUCUCACAGAGCCAAAGGAAAUGAUCAAGCCGACGUUCACCAGCACCAACAGCACAACCACACAGUCGUCGGCCUCUUCCUCUCCCUCCUCCUCCUCUGUCUCCAUGCACACUCAGAGCGGCACCCUGUCGCUCUCCAGCUCCACCUGCUGGCCGGUGGCUGCAGGGAUGAACGCUCAGAGCGUCUCUAGUGCAAACGGCACGGUGCUCAAAAGCUCUCCCGCCGGCGUCAUGCAGCUGCCCAGCGGAUUCACGCUCAUGCCAGGCGCUACUCUUCCUCCUGGCACACACACUAUUCCUCUCAGUCAGCUGCAGACACACUCUCUGGCCAUACAGUGUCCACAGACGCAAAACAGCAGCACGGCUGUCCCCGCACACACACAAGCCGCCACUCAGGCCACGCUCUUCCGCCUGCCGGCCGCGGUCUCGCUCACAGGUGGUACGAUGCCUCAACAGUUACAGGCCAUCCAGGUUCACCCCAGUCCUCAGAGCAGUGACAGCAGUCCCGAGAUCAGCCAGACCUCCACCAGCUCCACUGCAAGCCACACCGCUACGAUAGUCACUUCCUCAGUGCCUUCUUCAGUGGCAGGUCACAUGAUGUACCCUGGAGCGCACGUCAUGUACGCUACAUCCUCUUCUUCCCUUGCCGACGGGGGUCUGACUGUGUUCAAUACCUUCCCACAAGCCCCCACCGCGAUGCACAUGUCCCACACACAAGCCCAAGACUCAGGUGCAGUUCCUCAGAUGUUUCUCACAGGACCUCCUGGAACUGUACAGAUCCCAGUUUCAGCCGUUCCACUUCAUUCGAUGUUAAUAAACCAGCAGCCCACCGGCGGCAGCAGCAGCACCCUCACGGAGCUGCGCGUGGUGAAUCUGGACAAUCCCAAAGGAGACUGACCCGUGUGACCGCUCACUCACGCUGAUUUUACAGGGAUCACUCAUGCCAUGCAAUCAGACUGCCAUUGUAUUUAUUACUGCCUUCUCGCUGUGUGGGGCUCAGAAAGGAGGUGUAUUGGGACAACUGAAGGAUGAUGGCGUCUCCUCAUGGACUCGUUUUGAUGGGUAGUGUGAUAACAGAUGAUUUUUGUUGACGCAUCUAUACUUGAGGAUUUCAUAGAGACGUCUGCACUAUCACUGCUUGGUCUUCGCCUGUUUUUGCAGAGGGAUGUACAAUUAUGUUCGCUUUUUGAACACAUUGGCUGUACAACAGUUGAAGUAUCUUCAGUUCAAUCUUUCGUUCUUUUGGGAAUGCCUCUCGAUCUGAUUUGUAAUUCACCUCCAUAUAGUUUAAGAUCUGUGAAUCUUUCAAGGUCAAAAAUUUAUUCUUUCGAUCAUAUAUGUUGUGAAAUUAGCUUAGUUUUGGUAUAGUUUUAAUGGCGGGUCAUGUUUUAUUUCUCAUUUUAAGGAAUGUUUCACCCAGAAAGGACAAUUCUGUUAUCUUUUUCCAUCUCUCACGUAAUUUCAGACGCAAAAAAAGUAGUUAUUUUGCAGUGUGUGCAAACUUCUCUCCAUUUAAAUAAAUGGUGACUGAUGCAGACGAG
Molecule: messenger RNA, 2803 nt
Organism: Cyprinus carpio (common carp)
Lineage: Eukaryota; Metazoa; Chordata; Actinopteri; Cypriniformes; Cyprinidae
Product: serum response factor-like
Biological process (GO): positive regulation of transcription by RNA polymerase II
Molecular function (GO): serum response element binding; DNA-binding transcription factor activity, RNA polymerase II-specific; protein dimerization activity
Source: RefSeq, a predicted model, not a curated record